Capronia epimyces CBS 606.96 is the source of this 9390-nucleotide messenger RNA. RefSeq lists its product as uncharacterized. NCBI's taxonomy places the organism in Eukaryota, Fungi, Ascomycota, Eurotiomycetes, Chaetothyriales, Herpotrichiellaceae. The coding region runs from base 1 to 9390 and encodes 3129 amino acids. The transcript has 4 exons. The record is from RefSeq and is a predicted model, not a curated record.
AUGGUGACCAGCGUCAAAGCUGUAGGUGACACCUCCGAUCUUGGGGGCACCAUAAACGAGUGGAAGUUGUCCAGGGCGCUGAAGGAUUUGCCUCAGCAAGGUGGUACAGUUCUCCUCCAUAUCCGAGCCCAGAAUGCUGGUAUCAUGAUCAGUAAGGUACAUGGAUCCAUUCACAUUGAGGCUUUUGAACUGUCUCCUCUCAACCAUCCGGUUCUCACCACGAAGGGUCGACUUCAACGUUCUUUCCCAGGCCCCGCCUUGGCUUUGACCGUUGAUGCGUUUGAGCAGCCUGAUUUUCAGGCAACAGUGGCGCACACGCUGGCUAAGAUGAGCCAUCAGUCUGCUCCGGACACGCAACCCAAAGUCGGGAAGGCCGGUCGCAUGCACGACGAAAACCGUGACACGACCCAUCCCAAAAUUGUUACCGAGCUGUUCAUGGGCUUCCUGGCGCCUGUGGGGAAACCUGUGGAGGUCCCUUGUGUGUGGAAGAACACCCGUGAAGAAGUCAUGUGGCACGAUGCCCUGUUGCCCUGGCGAAGAUCUCCCCUAUGGCUACUUCUCCGCGUCGCCAUGCAACUCACUUUUGCCAGAUGGGCAGGUCCGGGGAAUCCAUCGGCCGAUUAUUACAAAACAUUCAUUUUGUUCCUGAUGGGACGGGUGCUGCAGAUGUCGAUCCCACACGGAAUCCAUUGCGAUGUGUUGUACGCGAUGAACGCCAAACUUGGGCGCCGCCUCCUGAAACUCGAUGCGUCUGUUCCUAGAAGUGGGCUUGCGGUCGUUCGAGCCACCAUGCGCAAAACCACUGGACACAUUGGGGAGAGGUGGGCGAGAGUGAUGCAGGAUGCCUCUCCUCGCCAUGAUCUGACUUUACUCGAAACCCUGGAUUUCGAGCGAGAUGUCUGGACUACUCUCGAUGGUCUCGCGGACUUUGUCUCCUCACUGUCUGUAAGGGAAAACCACACGGCCGUGGCCACCUUCCAGCCCACGUCAAUCCUGGUCAAUCACCCGGCCAGCGCUCUACCUAGCCCUCCGGGUAACUCCACAGAGUAUACGGUGUACAAUCUCAAAGCUUUCGAGGCCUGGGUCGCAUGUCAUUUGCCCCAGUGGCUCAAGCACCACAUAGGAGAUGUGACCACUUGCGGAAGGUUGCAUGUUUUGAUCAAGUCAUACUAUCAAACAGCAUCAUCACGGUACGUUGGUAACCCCGAGAGCUUCUCUGUCCUACUCUUGACCACCAUUGAGCUCUGGAUCGCCUGCGACCAGUCUGCGUUGCAUCUAUGCAGCCUUCUCAAGGACUACAACCCAGGUGUUCCUCCAGACGUCGUUCAAGGUUUGAUAUUGCCUUCCAAGUCCCAGAUGCAACGACUGCUCUACGCAGAAGAUUAUCUCGAACGCCGUCGAGGAACUGCAGGUCACCCGUCUCCGUCGAUCUAUCGGGCCUAUGGUCAGGAAACUUGUUUUGCCGUGAGAUACUUUGAUCAGUCCUUGGAACAUCAGCAACUCCGUCGAGUCAUUGAGACCACUGCCAUCCAGAUGAGACAGACGAAAAUUGAUGAACUCCGCUGUAAAAAGGAGGAGUAUGCAUCCCUAAUGCGACGUUACGAUGCAAACACCUGCGACUAUUACGAAGUCGUGGUUGAUUACAAUGACGUUCCGGAGCAACGCCAUAGUGCCGUGUGUAGAAGAUGCCUCUACAAGCGACAAGCGAACAAUAUCAACAUCGAGAUUCACGAGUGGCCUCUGCCGAGGAAUGAAUUGGACACCAAAUCCACGGUCUUUGAACUCCAUGUCCCUCCCUAUUUCGCCCAAUGGCGUGACACAACUCUAUUCCUUCUUACGGGGGUCUUGAAGGCAAGACCUCCAUGCGCAGAUCAGCCGCGGGCGCGAUAUACUCUGAGUACCUACAGUGGCCUUUCAUCCUUCUUUGUCCCUCCCAGUAGCACCCAACGCCUCGUUCUCUUAUCUCAGGCCAAACCACACGGGGUGACGCAUCGUCACAGCAAAACCAUCCCCACCAUCACCGAACAAGACAUUUGCCUCGAUAAUGGUUUGCGAUAUCGGUACUAUGACAAAGAAACCAGUAUAUUCGUCGAAAAAUACGAUGUAAAGGAUGAGAUCUUAGACUCAUUGACGUACCAACUACCAGCAUCCUCUUCGUCGAUGCAGCAGUUCCUCUUCCGCCCAAGCGGCGCCCCAAGUGGUCCGUCACCGAACGAGGUGAUAGCAAGCCAGUCCGACUGUCCGGAGCACAUAUCCUUAGACGAAUACAAGGCACUUUGUACCAUUUCACUGGGCUAUCGCAUUCAGUGGCAAAAUAUCUUGCUACAGCUGUCGGCGCCGUCGGUUGAUUUCAGAAAGGUGGAGACAGGUCUCAUGGUCCUUCAAUCGAUCCAUCAAGUCGGGCCUCGCGAAGACGGAGGUGUAUUUAGAAGUGGUCACGCGGUCGUGGCCGAUCAGACUUUUGCCACGGCUCUAUUGCGGAGCCUCGAUGAGAGCUUCCAACGAUUCCGGGGAAACUGGGAGUCAUUCCAAGCAGUUAGCACAUUCAUCUCCGUGGCUGCACGACUGCUGUUUCUGAUCACGACAGAGGACAUCCAGUUCCGGUGCUUGGCCUAUCUGCGUGAGAUCCAAGCAGGAACAUUCAACUGGGUCGAUCGUCUCACAGACAAGGCGUACCGAGCCAGCAACGACUUGCACCGAGCGGAACUACUUGCCCAUGCCCGUAAGCUCGCUCUGGUCUGUGCCGGCACUUUCAAUGUGGACGACAGCUUUCUGGAUGAUGUAUUGGCCUCUCCGGAAGAUGGAUCGGUCUUUAUCCAAUGCUGCAUUCUCAUUCAUAACAUGACUCCUCCUGCCAUGGAAGCUUCUGACCCCUUGACCCCAAUUCUGUAUCAUCGGUGGAAAUCGCUCUGCUAUCGAAGCUAUCCCGUUUUGGCCAACCAAAUUGUUAACGUCCAACGUCGAUGCCUAGAUGAUGCCAUGGGGAAGACAUGGUCUGCAUAUGUCGCAGGGGGUUGCUGGCGAACUGUAUCUGACGAGUUCGAUUACUGGCUGGUCAAUGCACUCCCCCUCGAAUGCGGGCAAAAGCCGAUGGUGGUCCAUUACAAUCUUUUGACCGGCGAGCUUUUAGUCGACGGACUUCCUCUGGCUCGUCUCCCUCCCAACUACCGCAAGCAUGUGACCUAUCGCACUCUGUUUGGCCAGUCCGAUCUUGAAGUCAUGCCGACCACUGUCACUGGCCUACAAUUCUCUGGCAAGAGAGAUCAUGCCGGAUAUACCAUUCACCUCGGUAUCAGGGCCAUAACCGAUGAACUCAACCUCGCCAGCUCUGACCUCUUGGUUCAAGCAGUGAAAGAUGGCGAAACAUACGAGCUUGUCCCGUCUCGCGUUUUGCAAGGGGAGCUCCCCCUGUACUUCACCGAAAGUUUUGUUCAUUGGUACAAUACGAGGGACGACACUGUGGAAUUUCGUCCGGUCGACGACCCGUGGACCGCAUCUCCAGACCACUGGAAGUUGGUCAGAGAUCGGGGCCAUGAUAAAUGGCGCAUGGUGAAGGGCGGAUCGUCUUUGAUCAGCGUCAAGAGUGAGACCUGGAAAGCAAUUGGCGAGAUACUCGCUCCUCUUGAAGAACUCCUCCAUUUGCACGGCGUCCUACAACACUCAUCGUCGACACUAGAGGUCGGGCUUCCCAGACUCAUGCUGUCGUUCUUCCUCAAGUCACGAACGUCGCAGCUGCGAUCCAAACAGUUUCGCGGGCUUACUAUUGAUCCAGAUCAGUCGCUGGGCACACUGGUUGGCCUUCAAAGCAAACUCAUGCUUCAAGACCAUGCGACUGGACGUCAAUUACUGAUAGUGCCCGGGGGCCAUGCAUCAUUCCAAAAGCGUUGCGACCAUGUGCACGUCACCAUCAAAUACGAUGGCACCAAUACCACAAUAAAAGCCCAUGCCUAUCCGAUAGACGCGCAACUUGGAAGGUUGCUAGAUAAUGGAACUCUGCAAAGCAAAUUAUGGCUAUGCUACCUUCACGCUCUCACGUCCUUCUGCCUGCCCGAUCCCUUCAUGCAGAGAACGGGAACCGAGCAGGCGCUCACCAUCCUCAACUCUGUUGCGGUCAGAUCCUUCGAUCGGCUUUCCCAAGAGACUAUCGAACUUCUCCACCACAUUGCCCGACUGACCGCAGGCAGACGCUAUUAUCCGGCCAAUGAACGAGUGAUGCAGGAAGUGGAAUGGACACCUGAGCUGGGGUUUCUAGCUCAGCAUGGUGGUUUCUUCAACAGUGUCCAGUUUAUUUUUGGCCAGGCUGAGAGAGACGGUGUAUUUUACCCAGGGCAGUAUGAGAAGCCGCCACGUCUGGCCCAUGUUGAACCAGACCUGUUGCACCGUGAUAGCAUGCGCUCGUCCAUCUUUCGCGUCGCUGGCUUUGGGGCAGAAGACCACACCAUCGAGUGGGAUGCGGUGUAUUCGGGCAGGGAUCGGGAUCAAGAGUCGACACAGGGGUUCAAGGCCUUCGUCACGUCAGACUUUGUGUUCCAUGAACGCCCAACGAUCCACUAUCCAGUUCCACCAGGUUGCCGCGCUCGACUCUGGCAUUUCUUUGCACUAAAGCACCCGGUACUUGGUCCCGAAGCCCCAAUACCGCCCUCCGAGUUGAAGUACGACGCUGUAUUGCUCCAAGGCUGGGAUAACUUUGUCGCCAAACACUGGUGUGCCCUUCAUCGAAUAUUGACGGGCGCACAACCCCGUUUCGACAAAUUUCGCCUGAUGAUCUGGCUCUCUACCCUGGCCUUUGCCAAAGACAGCAACACCGAAGUCGUUCAAACUCUCGCGUCAUUAUUUGUGUUACCCAGUAUGGCACAGAUUUCUCCACCCGCUAUCGCUUCCUUCCAGCUAUCAGAAGGGGUGGCAUUUUGCAAGGGCAGUUUAAAGCCUGCUCUCAACCCGGCGCAUCUCCCAUUUACCCAAUGUCCCGAGUGGAAAGUCGUUCGUGAUUCCAAUGCAUCUGAGUCAUCGGAGCUAGGUCGGCACCAACAUCGCCAAUUCCAGAUAAGCCAGAACCGUUCACUCAAUCAAUUCAUACAAGCAUUGGAAACGCAGUGGCCUUGCGAAGUCCCCAACUCACCCAAUGUGGCCGAGUCUCACAUCUACAUCGAUACAGGGAAGGCCAUGGAGCUCGCCCGGCCGAAAUUCAUCACUUGGUACAACAACCGCCGUUUCAACCAAUACCUCCAUGAAGUCGGAGAUGCGCUCCAGGGCGUGAUGGUUGCCUCGGUAGAGGCGCCAUCGUCGCAUUCCACGUAUCCAGGAAGGGCUCGCGCCAGAGCACGACCCUUCGUCUCGAUUGAUGAUCUCUUCACCGGUUUCUCCCCCUCAAUUGCUUCCUACAAGUCUGAUUUCAUGACAGAUGACCUGCUGACGUGCACCAACACCAGCAAUACAACUCCUCGACUUGCUUCGCUGGUCAACGAUCUCGAGUCCCGAGUCAGCUCUAGUUUCGAAAAUGGCUACGUGGAGGAUCUGCGGCGGAGCCUUCUCUCCUUGCGAGGUCGGGAUAAGCAGUAUGAAGUGUCGUUGCACGGGAAACACCUCAAGGAUAUACUCGGUAAUAAUCUGGACAGAUGCAAGGACCGCGUCCAGCAAAUUUAUGCCACCAUAUGGUCAGCUAUAACCCACGUUGACAAUGAUACAGGAGAGCAAACAUUUGAGCAACUACGUCGGAAAGAGAAAAUGGCGGUAGCAGAUAGCACUGGGCAGCGGCCCAGAGUGUGCCCAAUCUUCCUCCUCCAGCAACUCAGUCGCCAUCGAUGGCCCAAGGUCCCAGAAAAUUGGAGGCGCUGUUUGGUCCGCCGGGUGGAUCUGAUCAAGGAGUUGCGCAACCCUGGGCACACGAAUUGGGAUCCUGCUGAAUACCCCGAAUCCCUCCUGCUGGAAGUUGAGAGUGGCUUCAUGAUUCGAGAUGUCCAGGAAGAUGUCGCUCGUCAGAUGAGGAACGCCGCCGAGAAUGCUACCAUGCAGUUGAACAUGGGCGAAGGAAAGUCGUCGGUGAUCGUCCCCAUCGUGGCCGCUGCUCUCGCGGACGGCUCUCGGUUGCUCCGGCUUCUCACGACCAAGCCUCAGGCUAAACAGAUGGCUCAGAUGCUCGUCUCCAAACUGGGAGGCCUGUUGGACCGGCGAGUCUAUCACAUGCCAUUCUCCCGGUCCCUACGCCUUCAAGUAGCCGAUGCCGUCAUGAUCGGCCAGAUGUGUCGCGAGUGCAUGGUGAAUGGACACGUGCUCCUGGUCCAGCCCGAACAUGUUCUGUCACUGAGGCUGAUGGGUUUGGAAUGCCUCGUCACCGGCAAGGACGCCAUCGGGCGUUCUCUACUUCUCACUCAAGAAUUCUUCAACACUUCGAGCCAGGAUAUUGUGGACGAGAGUGACGAGAGCUUUAGCGUCAAGUUCGAACUGGUCUACACCAUGGGCAUGCAGCGACCUAUUGAGUUCAGCCCGCGACGGUGGACGUGUAUCCAAGACGUAUUGGACAGAGUGAAGGAGUACGCGCCGGAGGUGGCGAGCGAAUUUCCUUCUGCCAUGGAGGUUUAUGAAGGCUCACCCGGAAGCUUCCCUCGAACACGGAUUCUCGACAACAGUGGACAGCGGCGGCUUUUCACCCAUGUUGCGACAUGGAUCUGCGAGAAUGGCCUCUACGGCUUUCCGAUUGCCAGUCAGCCGGAGCCCGUCAGACAGGCGGUUCUUCGGUACCUCACUGACUCUACAUUGUCUGCGGACCGAAUUGCCCAGCUCGAAAGCCAGUUGCAGGGCGGGUUUUGGAUCAAUUCCACAAGUCAAAUACUCUUCCUUCUCCGUGGACUCCUGGCGGGGGGGAUCCUGCCUUUCGUGUUUCGACAAAAGCGGUAUCGUGUGCAGUAUGGCCUUGACGGGAGCAGGCGACCUCGCACGAAACUCGCAGUACCUUACCGUGCCAAAGACAGCCCAACCUUGCGAUCAGAAUUCAGCCAUCCUGACGUCGUCAUCGCUCUCACGUGUCUCAGUCACUACUACGGCGGCCUCGAAGACGACGACCUGUUCCUUACCUUCGACCACCUGUUCAGAUCCGAUCAAGCCGAUGCGGAAUACCAGGAGUGGGUGAAAGAUGCUCCCUAUUUGGCCGAGAGUUUUCGUCACUUGAGUGGCAUCAAUCUCAAGGACCGCAGCCAAUGUACUAAGCAAGUCUUCCCGCCGCUCCGCCAUUCCAAGAAGACCAUCGAUUAUUUCUUGACACACCUCGUCUUCCCGAAAGAAAUGCGAGAGUUCCCCCACAAGUUGUCCGCCUCCGGAUGGGACAUUGGCCAGAUCAAAACGUAUCCGACGAGUGGCUUCAGUGGUACUAAUGACUCUAGGAUAACCUUGCCUCUCAGUGUCACGCCCCUCGAUCUCCAAGAACAACAGCACACCAAUGCAUUAGUUUUGGAGCACCUGCUCCGACCCGAAAACUCCAUCUUGCACAUUCCAGCCCAAGCAGAGGUCUGGUCAGCCACGGAACGUCUCUUGGACAUGGUCACUGAAAUGGACCCUCCGCCGCAAGUGAUCCUGGAUGUUGGGGCCCAGAUCCUAGACCUCAGCAACUUGGAGGUUGCAAGGGGGUGGCUGAAGAGGAAGCAGGGCCAUAAGCAGAGCCAGGCUGUGGUUUUCUUCGACGAGGACGAUGACCUCUCCGUCCUCGACUGCAACGGACGAAUCGAACGCCUUCAGACCUCGCCCUUCGCCGACCAGCUUGACGUAUGUCUGGUCUAUUUGGAUGAGUCCCACACUAGGGGAACCGAUCUGAGACUGCCAGAGUAUUACAAGGCGGCCGUAACUCUAGGGGCUAAUUUGACCAAGGACAGAUUGAUUCAAGCAUGUAUGAGGAUGAGAAAAUUAGGCCACGGACAGUCAGUCGUCUUCUGUGUUUCAGACGAAAUCAAAACACAACUUCUGUCGAGUAAGAAGGCCUCGGGCGAUACGGGCAUCAGCGUGUCAGACGUUCUCUGCUGGGCCAUCACGGAAACUUGGUCCGACAUUGGACGAAGCAUGCCUCUAUGGACUGUGCAGGGACGACGCUUUGAGCACCAACAAGAACUUUGGGCCGAGGCUCGUAUCGAGGGGGGUUUGAGCUUGACCCAAUCCCACGCCGAAAAAUUCCUCGAGGAUGAAUCCCAAAUCUUGAAAGACAGAUAUCAACCCCGUACUGUCAUCCGUGCCACAUCCUCGACGCCGACCGAGCCCAAUGUGAACUUACGACGCAUUACAAAUCGGUCAUUGCAAUUCAACUGUCAGGAGCACGAUGUCGCCUCAUUCCAAGAGGAACAAGAGCGUGAGUUGUCACCCGAGGUAGUGCAGGAACGCGAGGUGCAGAGACCGCCGCGAACCCAGCCCGUGCAACCUUACAUUCACCCAGAUUUAACGGCGUUCGUGAAGGAUGGAAUAAUCUCGGCCGGUUCAAAAGCCUUCAAACCUGCUUUUGAGACGUUGCGUCAGACUAGCGCAGCUACACAUACGGAUGUGUCGCAGUUUCCAGGGGACGUCCUCGUGACAGGCGACUAUGCCAGCACAGUUCAAGAUACUGGCCGAUGCUCUCUCCUCGAUGCUUAUCAGCGACAAGUGCAGUGGAUUCUGACAAGCAUGGGAACUGGCAGUGACAAUGUCGUCAAGCAUCUCGUCAUCAUCAGCCCAUAUGAAGCACAGAUGCUCCAGACAGACAUAAGAAACUCCAAGAAAGUGAUGCUGCAUCUCUAUACCCCACGACCCAAUCUCGGUAUUCGCCCACUGGAUGGGUUGGACUUGUACGUCGUUUCGGCGGUGCGGGAAUUGCCGAUCCUCCCGCCUCACCAUGUCACUCAGCUGAAUUUGUUUGCCGGGCAGCUCUAUUUCAAGUCUUUUACGGAAUAUGUCGAGGUUUGCACCACACUGGGGCUGGCGUGGCAGAAGGCAGACGACGGAUGCACUAUCGCCGCCGAUGUGUUCAUGAUACGAGACCGGAGUGGCCAGACACGGCGCGCAUCCAGCUUCCGUGAGAGUCCGGUGCCAUUCCUUCGAGUGCUGAUGACCCAAAUUCGGCGAAACUGCAAGGAGAUAGACAAGACUCACAUGGGGGCGGUGUUGGGUGGUCGACUGCUUGGUCCAUCUGAUUUUGAGGACGAAAGUAGUAAGGAUGAAGGUAGUGAGGAUGAAAGUAGGAAACCAGCGCCUGAGUCUGAAUCUGAGUCUGAGUCUGGGUUGAAGUAUGAAUCUGAGUCUGAAUCUGAAUCUAAGCCUGAAUCGGACUUUCUAAGUGUGAAUCGGAGUCUAAGUCUGAGCCUGAGUCGAAGUCUACAUGGCAGCGAAGAGAUAGAUGAACUUCCACAGAUGUCGAACUUCUCCUCCAAGAGGCGCUGA